GAAGAAGAAGAAGCAUCGCGACGCAGGGUAACCUCGUCACCCUGUUGUGUUCAUACCGUCGGGUCUCACUUCAUGUGUAGCGUUAACAUUUACAACACAAUUACUGAAUGUUAAGUUAAGUUAAGCCAUGAAGACUACCGAGGGAAACAACGGAGCAACAAUGACAAUAACUGCCAAUGAUGUUAAAAACCUCAUAAAAAAGAAAGAUGACAUCGAGGAACAAAUAAAGGCUUAUUACGACGUGUUGGAUGAUGGUGUCGGAGAAGAAGGUUCUCUGGUCGACGCCGAGGGCUUCCCUCGCUCAGAUGUGAAUCUAUACCAGAUCCGAACAGCGAGGCAUAACAUCUCAUGUCUGCAAAAUGACCACAAGGCCAUCAUGGUGGACAUCGAAGACGCCCUCCACAAGCUGCACGCCCGGGAGAAAUCCAAGCAUGAGCAAGAUGAAUGUCAGCAGGCAGAGGCCAUGGAGCAGGAUGGCCCAUGGCCCUCCCCAUUCGCCCGUGUGGACGGGGUCACUCAGGGCUCCCCAGCCUGCAGAGCGGGCAUAAGAGUUGGUGAUGAAGUCAUUGAGUUUGGGUCGGUGAACACUGGGAACUUCCAGAACCUUGCCAACAUUGCGUCGGUGGUCCAACACAGCGAGGGAAAACCACUCCGUGUCUCAGUAAUCCGCGAUGACAAACCAACUCAGAUGAGCCUGACUCCCCAGAAGUGGUCUGGCAGAGGCCUACUGGGGUGCAAUAUUGUUCCCAUCCCUAGUGGGGACUCUUGAAGAGUAGAGAUUUCUACUGCAUUUUCGUUUUUUGUAAAUUGAGGAAUCAUGUGUAUUGUAAUUACUUAAUCAAUAAAUGUAAGAGGUUUAUCCAAGUUCAGAUGAACGGCUGUAAUAAAAAACAACAAAAUGAAGGCUACAUUUAUUUGAAAUUUAUGACAAAGGAAAUUAGGGGAAAAUAAAUCGUAAAAACAACCGGAUUUAUAUAACCAGCCUUUCUGCCUUUUAGUGAACUGUUCAGAUGAACCCAUCAAAUCAAGAAUACAAAAUAAGAACAAAGCAAUGUAAACAACUAGUCAAUAAACAUCAUAUUGAUUGCU
Messenger RNA from Gadus macrocephalus (Pacific cod), 1089 nucleotides. RefSeq names its product proteasome 26S subunit, non-ATPase 9 (gene psmd9). NCBI's taxonomy places the organism in Eukaryota, Metazoa, Chordata, Actinopteri, Gadiformes, Gadidae. Gene Ontology annotation, biological process: proteasome regulatory particle assembly. The transcript is spliced from 6 exons. Gene Ontology annotation, cellular component: nucleus; cytoplasm. Bases 128 to 769 code for a protein of 213 amino acids. Gene Ontology annotation, molecular function: protein binding. The record is from RefSeq and is a predicted model, not a curated record.